Silurus meridionalis is the source of this 3265-nucleotide messenger RNA. RefSeq lists its product as uncharacterized. The transcript is spliced from 4 exons. The record is from RefSeq and is a predicted model, not a curated record. NCBI's taxonomy places the organism in Eukaryota, Metazoa, Chordata, Actinopteri, Siluriformes, Siluridae. The coding region runs from base 180 to 1982 and encodes 600 amino acids.
CAAUAUGUGGUACAGCACACACACACACACACACACACACACACACACACACACUUUAUGUUUCAGGUCAACUUUUACUUUCAGUUCAGUGAUCUGAAGUUCGGGGUCACGGUUUUCUCCUGAAUUCGGAUGUUGUUUAUCACGUGCACAUUAAAGACUAAAGUGACAGUAACGUCAUCAUGGAACCACUGGUUAUUGAAGUGCUGGGAGUUCCUCAUCAUGAAUGGAUGGCUGAUCAGUUAAAAAUUCACUUCCUGAAGCGGAGGAAUAACGGUGGAGAUGUUUCAACCGUGAUUUAUCCAACGUCUACUCCAGGGCAGGCUUAUGUUGUUUUUGAAUCACCAGAAGUUCCUGGAGUCUUGGAGUGUUCUCAUCUUUUAGACGUUGGCAGCAGUUUUUAUCCGAUACACGUGAAGAAAGCUAAAUUUUCUGAGGUGGACAUGCCAGUUGAGACCACGCUGGACUUGAGUAUGUUCUCUGAUCAAGACUCUGUCGUCAAGCUCCUUGACUAUUAUGAUUUUAAGGUAAUACCAUAUGGUGCAGAUCACCUCCAGUUGAAGGGCUCCUUCUUGAAACUAAAGCUGAUACGCAAUGAACUCGUACAGCUUCGAAGUCGAUCCCAUAGUAAACGUUCAUCAGUUCUUCACAAAGGCUCUGCUUGGGAUCCCAAUUUUGGUUCCAAUUCCACAUCAAAGAAUAUUGAUAAAAUGGGUUGGCGUCCAGUUCCUGAUAGUGCACCAUUCUUAUCAUCCUCAUAUAGAGAUUCAACAUCUGAUGAACCUCCCAGAAGUCUUCAAAGCAGUUAUUUACCUUACACUGAAAGAAAUGUAAGCAGUUUUGUGGAUGCUUAUAGGUGGAGCCUCCUUGCUGAGGGUGCAUCAUCAUUAUCAGGAAAUUCUCCAUCUAGUCCUGCCCUGGUACACCACACAUCUCCACUGUAUAAAGAUUCAGCUUUGGUUAAGUCCCCCAGGAGUCUUCACAGCAGUUACUACUCCUCUAUUGGAAGUACAAGCCAUACAGUGGACACUAAUAUCCCAAACUAUCUGCUCACACAACAGCAACAGGUCACAGGCAAUGAAAUGUCUGCUCAUAGAAGAAGCCCCCUUGUGGACUUUGUUCCAUCGUCAUCAAAAAACUCUACAUCCUCGUCCAUCUUGCAAGGCCACACAUCAUAUGGACUUUCUGCCUCGGGUGGAUCACCAAGAAGCCGUCCAAGUGUUGAUGCUAAUACUUGGGACAGUUCCUCUCACAGCAGUCCUUCGUCAACCAGUGGAAGAAUGGAAACCUUUCCAGUGGAAACAGAUACCAUAAACUUUAUACUCACCCAGAAGCAGGAUGCUGUUAAGUGUAUUGAGAAGGACUUUGGUACUGAGAUGACGUUAACAGAUAAUACUGAGUAUACAACUGUCAAGUUUUCAGGAGCAAAUUGUGAAAAAGCAAAAUCAUAUCUUUUAGACACCAUUAAUGAGAUCAGCCCGACAUUACGCACCCAAGAAAUAUACCUGAAGAAAUUUGAUAAUGCUGAGCAAAAGCAGAUCCUUGAGAGAAUCCAACAUUGUAAAGACUCUGGUGUUUUGAUCACACAGAGCAAGGAUGUUUUAAAGCUAGUGGGUCCCUCAAAAGAAAGCUUUGAGGUCAAGCAAAAGAUACUGGGACAAGAUAACCCCCAUAGAGGAAGGACCAAGGAGAGGAGCCCAAAUUCCAGGAGCUCUUCUGUACCAAGACACUAUAAGCUGCAAGACCAUGAAUCAGAUAAAAGGAAAUCUCAGGACUUGGUUCAAGGUCAUAAACAGACUCCAGACAAGAAUUCCCAAAAAAAACGCAAUUCAGAGUUUCAAGAUGAAAACAAGACAUCCAAGGAACAAUCACUAAAUCCAGACCCAGAGCUAAUGUCAAGUCAACCAAAAAAGUCAAGAACAGACCAGGUCCUGGAUAAGCUAAAACGAUUAGAUCUAAAUCCUAAAAAAUUUAGAAAAAAAUAAAGAAAAAGUAAUUAUACAAUACAAACUAUCUGAUUCCUGAUUAUACAUGCAGCUAUAUAGCACAUUUUAGUGAUCAACAGUGUGUAUUUUAGGUGUUUCUUUUUUUAUAAUCAGUAUAUUUGUAAUGAUAAACAAAAAAUAGGUUACAUCAUAUGAACAAAAUAUUGAUUUGUUAUUAUAUCAGCACUAAUCAGAUUGAGUUUUCUGGAAUAAAAAUAACUACAGUCAUGAAAACUGAUCAACUUCUUUUUUCCCUGGCUGUAAGCCUAUUGUUUCUUCUUCUUCUUCUUUCGGCUUCUCCCAUUAGGGGGCGCCACAGCGGAUCCUCCGUCUCCAUUCAAUUAUUUAAAAUUAAUUAUCUAAUUAUAUGCCUUUUUUGUUCAAGGUUUCUUUAUGGGACAGAUGCAUAUUAUAUACAUAUACAGUGCAUGUUGGGUUCUGUGGUUUUUGUAGGGCCAUCAGCAGUAAUAGUGGAACUGGAAUCGCAGGAAUCGCUUGUGUAGCCAAAGAGAGGGAGGGUGGUCCUAUCUAUUAGUCUUGUGAUGGUUUAACAAGUUGUACUUAACCAGGACUAGCUAUGAAAGCAUCAUUAAAAGCGAGAGCCAGAAGGUAACAUGCACAUCAGGGCACCCUGAAAUAUAAAAUGGUUAUAUAAAACACCAUUAAAAUCCAAUACGAACAGUAACUGAACUGGAUGGUCUAACCCUGAGGUUACGUUGAUGUCCGUUACACAUCAUAUAAUGUUAUAUCAGUACAGAGAAUGCAUGGUGUGUUACAGUUUAUUGUUAUAAUUGCAUAUUAUAUCAUAAAGACAUUAUGACCAUAAAUGACGCUCACCAUGUAGACCUUAUCAAUGAUAAAGUUCACUGAAACUAUACUACAUUUCUCUCUUGGAAAUGCAUCAUGGGUUCAUUGAUCACGUCUUCAUAGCAACACUGUUCCUAAUCUCAUUUUAUCAUCACUUGUAGAAGAUUUUGAUAAUAACUGAUUACCCUCAACUACAAAUUUUAUACUAGGACUAUGACAAUGAUUCAUUAAACUCACAUGUGUGAUUAUAACCUAUAUUUUAACAUGGAUGAUAAGAAGCUAAUAAGAAAAAAGUAUUUGAAAAUGUGCUUUAUAAUUCUCACUGUCCAUGGGACAAUGGUGGACAAUGGACAAUGGACUACUCUUCAUAAUUUACCAUACAGUAAAUAUAAAGUCAGCAUUUACUUCUUUCACUGAUUAUUUAGAAUUAUAAUUUGUAAUGUAAAAAAAAAAAAAUAAAAGAUUUUUAACAAUAA